AUGCACCUAGGCAUGAAGGCUGCUUCUACAAAUAUUUGUGAAAGAAUGGGUCGCUCUCAGGAACUCAUUACAUUCAAGCGUGGUACUGUGAUAGGUUACCGCCUGUGCAAUAAUUCCAUCCAUGAAAUUUCCUUGCUAUUAAACAUUCCACAGUCAACUGUCAGUGGUAUUAUAACAAAGUGGAAGCAACUGGGAACAACAGCAACUCAUCCACCAAGUGGUAGGCCACGUAAAAUGACAGAGCAGGGUCAGCCCAUGCUGAAGCACACAGUGCACAGAAAUCUUCAAGAGACUACAGAGUCAAUAGCUAAAGACCUCCAAACUUUGUGAGGCCUUCAGAUUAGCACAACAGUGCAUAAAGAGCUUCAUGGAACUGGUUUCCAUGGCCAAGCAGCUGCAUCCAAGCCUUACAUCACCAAGUGCAAUGCAAAUCAUCAGGUGCAGUGGUGUAAAGCGUGCCACCAUUUGAUGGACAUGAGAAUGGUACUUGCCUGACUGCAUUGUGCCAAGUGUAAAGUUU
Staurois parvus is the source of this 520-nucleotide messenger RNA. NCBI's taxonomy places the organism in Eukaryota, Metazoa, Chordata, Amphibia, Anura, Ranidae. The record is from the annotation of a GenBank genome assembly.